Molecule: messenger RNA, 1699 nt
Organism: Paramacrobiotus metropolitanus
Lineage: Eukaryota; Metazoa; Tardigrada; Eutardigrada; Parachela; Macrobiotidae
Exons: 2
Coding region: 142-1527 (461 amino acids)
Molecular function (GO): protein binding
Source: RefSeq, a predicted model, not a curated record
GUCUUGUGUCAACUACCGGUACAAAAGUAGGGUGUUGACAGCGAAUAAAAUAGUAACUGUUGCGCGCACAAGACCGUGGUGUAUGUACAGAUAGUGUGUGGUCUCUUAACGCUUACAUCUGUUCUGUUCAUUUGGUUACAAAUGCAUAUUUUUGGAGAUUUGCAUAAUGUGGUGCAUGCAUGGAAUUCUGUGGAUGCGCUGGUUGCUGGCCGGCUCCAGCAUGGCAGGGUCAUCGAUGUCCAUGCCGACGGACUGAUUAUCGAUUUUGAAUCCCCACAUCAGUGCUCGCAGUUUCUUGAGUCUGGGAUGAUUUCUGACAGCUCGGAUAAACUCACUACGGAAAACGAGUGGAGCCGGAAUCGCUGCAGUGAUAAUUGUAGGAAGACAGAAGUUGAUGUCCUGCAAGUGCUUAUGCGCUCUCGUUUUGGCCGCCCGUGGGUGUGGUAUCCGGCGAAAUUUUUACCGCUUCAGUGGAAUUAUGAGGCAUCGGUAUGCGGGUAUGUUGAGGUACAGCUGGAAGAUGCGACUGUUACGGAAAUGUUGCCGUCUUGGCAGAUCUUUCGGCGUCCAGCGGUGGAUGACCUCGCGACGAGGAAGACUGGAAGAGGUCAUUUUGUCAUCAGAACGUGUGACCUGCCGAGCAGUUGCUCGUCUAUGAUAACGUCUGCUUUAUCGGUCAAUUUUAGAACAUCACUACAAAGACAGUCCAAUGUACAUUGGAUGUCGGUAACCGACGACAAACUGCUUUACCUUCAGCGCGCUGAUAAAAGUUCCAUUGAACCCGCUAAUCUGGUGGAAUGCUUCCAAAACAAUGACAAAUGGGAAAUCAAUGAUGAAUGCAAGCAGGUGACCUCUUCUAAGGAAUGUCAAAUACCGCAUCAGUGGCAUCACCAUAACGCUGAAACAAUGCACAGCGCCGACAAAAUGGGUCUUCCGAUAGAGCUGCUUACGGAGAUUUUUCAGUCAUUCGACAGUGUACAUCGCAGCAGAUGUCGGCGAACAUGCUAUCUAUGGAACUCAAUACUCUCGUCCCAGGCAAAUUUUACCGACAUUUGGAUAGCCGGUAAAGACCAUGCUUCGUCUAGCCUAAAAGGUCACGGGAAGAAUGUGUAUUCACUGGCCAACUCUCUUCCAAAACAACCUAAUAACCGGAUCAAAAGUGUGACCUUUACUGAUGCACAUUACAACGAAGAUUGUACAGAUAUUGCGCUUAUGAAUCAGCUGAUGCAGACAACAAUUCCCAAGCUUCGAAGGAUUGUUUUUCACCGCUGCGAGUUUGGGAUGCGGCAAUGCGUCAAGGGAGAGUUGCGGACAUUGACAUGUAGUUUUGCCGUGGAUUGUGUGAUUGUAUGGAAAGAUUGUCGCUUGUCGCAUCCUGCUGGCCGUUUAUACGCUGAUUUUUCGUUGACAUUCGAAAAUACGAAGGAUUCGAGGGUGACUGAUAUGGAAUCCCGCUUGUGGGACUUGUUUAAAAAAUCUCUGAAAUUUGAUUACCACGACGUCAGACUUCCGCUUGUUUUCAUGUAAAGCGUUUCAUUCUCCAGAACAUCGCCGGUGCUAUGAUGCUCACAGAUGCUGUAACAAAUUUUGUUACUUGUACAGAUACUUCUAUGGAUAUUUCCCAGUUCGCUACGAAAUAGAAUUAGUGUGCAUAUAGAUGUUAAAGUUGUCUGCGAAUACUUCGACACCGCGUGAUGAG